AAUCUUUUCUCUCGUCGCCGUACUCGUUCGGAACCACCCUGUGCGAUAUAAAUGGGCGCCGUUUUGACAAUCCGUUUCGUUGGAAAUUUGUUUACCAACAAUCCUUCUCUAGUUUUCGCCCGCAGUAUGGCGAUCGCAUCGCAGGGGUUGCUAAACGUUUGCCGUUUUUGUUUGUCCCACGAAGACGAACGAAUCAUUCUGCUCGAUGAGAUCCUGGACGCGUCGCUCUCAAUCGAAAAUGUGCAACAGUUAACAGGAAUUGAAAUAUGUUCGGAUCAAACAACGACGCAGGCGGUAUGCUUGGAGUGCACGAGCAAGCUUAAAAAGGCUUCGGCAUUCCGGAAUAACUGCAUCAGCAACGACUACCUGUUCCGGCAGCUCUGCUCAAGGUCGCGUUUCACCGACGUGCAAGGUGCUACUGAUGAUGUCCAAAACGAUGAUCCAGUCCUGGAGGAUCCAUUAGAUUUUGAGAUCACUGAUCAUAUAAACGAUGGUUUCACGCCUUCCGACGACGAAACGGACUUCGAACAGGAUGAUGAUGAUGAGCCAAAUCGAACGCGAACGAAACGGAAUACAAGCUCCACAAACGAUGAUACAAUGGAGUACAGGGAAGCGGUCAUCGCUUCCGUUGAUUAUGAUGACGGCACAGCUAUCUCGGAAACCAGUCCGCCUAAACGCCAUGAAGACGAAGCAACGAUGCAGCAGUCGACGGAACAAGACGAUCCGCUCUACUCUGCCAACUACAUAGAGCUGGGUGAACCGCCCGCUGAUGGGGAGGAAGCCGUAGCUGCAUUAAGUAAGAAUGAUAAUCUUACCUGCUGGACUGGUUCACGCACCAGACGAGCCAAGCUCGUGUUAGUGCGGAACGGACAAGCUGGCAGUAAUACUCGCGCUGCCACCUCGACGAGCAUUCUAUUUCGCCGCACCAAGCGCAAGCGUCAGAAGCCACUCUGCGAAACGUGCGGGAAGGUGGUGACAAACAUUGCAACGCACCGUGCAACACACAGCAAGGAGAUGGGCCACGCCUGUCCGCACUGUUCGAUACGGAUGAGCAAUUCAUCGAAUCUGCUGCGCCACGUACAAGCCGUCCACCUGAAGGUGAACAUAAAGACGUGCGAAAUCUGUGACAUUGGGUUCACCCAUUACUCUACCUACCGGUCGCACAUGUACGCACAGCACGGGAUCGGUGAGCUGCACGAGUGCCGGGUGUGCUCGAGAACAUUCCCGGACGCCUGUGUGCUGCGAAAGCACGUGAAACGGUUUCAUGGCGUGCAGGAGCACGCCUGUCCCAUCUGUGGCAAACUAUUCAAGAUGCUCGACAUGCUCAAGCGUCACCAGCUAGUCCAUUCUAAAGAGCAGCCGUUUAUGUGCAGCCAGUGCCCGAAGCGAUUCAAAAGCGACACCUCCAGGAAAAAGCACGAGUUCACCCACAGCGGCAUCCUGUUCGGUUGCUCCCUGUGUGGCAAAACGUACCGGUACAAGUAUCUCGUCAAUGCGCACAUCAAAAAGGAGCACCCGUUCGAAGGUGGCGAAAACGACGCAGAAACGCCACCACACGGUGAGGGUACGGCGGAAGGGGAAUCGACCGUUAUCGAGUAUGUCGAAAACUGAAGGCGCCUGGUAAUAUUUAUUAGAAGUGAAAAGGUUGGAAGAAAAACGCGUGGUGUCGUGAAUUGAAAUACAGAAAUCAUUGUGCAAAUGCUGCCAAGUUCAUUUCUUUCA
This is a messenger RNA of Anopheles merus, 1722 nucleotides long. RefSeq names its product zinc finger protein 891-like. NCBI's taxonomy places the organism in Eukaryota, Metazoa, Arthropoda, Insecta, Diptera, Culicidae. Gene Ontology annotation, cellular component: nucleus. The transcript has 4 exons. Gene Ontology annotation, biological process: regulation of transcription by RNA polymerase II. Gene Ontology annotation, molecular function: RNA polymerase II transcription regulatory region sequence-specific DNA binding; DNA-binding transcription factor activity, RNA polymerase II-specific; zinc ion binding. Bases 52 to 1611 code for a protein of 519 amino acids. The record is from RefSeq and is a predicted model, not a curated record.